GGAAAUCGAGUGCCUCGGAGGAAACAGAGUGUCGGUUGUAACGCGAGGACGAGAACGCUGUCGUCGUCGAAAUAUCUGAAACACCUGAAAGCGAAGUUUAAAGUACGAGUAUCAAAACACGCGUGCGUGAAAGUGUUUAGUUAUUAAAUGAUAUUGUAGGACAAGCAAUGUGUGAAAUGAGUGCCUCGAAGACAUUUACCGUCGUCGUUGCUGUUCUAUUGAUGACAAGGACCAGCCUAGUUAUGAGUGAAGACUCAGACAUAAAUCCGUAUAAACAAUGCGAAGAGGCCAUUAAAGAGAUAGAGAAGGAAAACCAUGCGACGAUCGUGGACGAUAGUCCUUCCAGAUUGCAGUACACGUGGCUGUCUCAACAAUGCGAAACGCGAGCUGGCCCACAGUACAUACUUAGGAAAUAUACUUUUUUCAAAAACAACACGUUCCUCCUACUGCGUUAUCAUUACGCCGAUGAAUCGUGCAGCAUAGCGACACAUACUGUCAUAAUUCGAGGUUCCAUCAAGUUAUUGAAACCUUCCAGCGUCGUUUCGGGCGCUACCGAGACGAGAUUUCAUGUGGACGCCGUUAAUAUUCUACCUUUAACUCCAGAGAUCACUCAAAAGUUUGGACAAAAACUCAAUCUGACUUGCGGUCCCCAGCCAAAAUGGCGACUCUACACCUCGGCUCUGAUUUACGAGCAGCCGCGACAACAUUCGGUGAGAUCGCUGUGGCAAAGUCCCAAAUACAAUUCUUUGCAAGCUACAAACAAGCAGCUCGGUAUCAAUUGUUUGGAGCCCUUCAGGAUCGAAUUCACCGAAUUGAAACUGUUAAGAGUGCACAACAAAGUCUUAUUAGGACAUGAUACAUUUAACGGCACUCAGUCCUAUGAUCCAAACUUUGAACUUUUAUUGGCGAAUUCUGCUUCCAAUGCGCAUUCUCGACGGAAUUACAAACCAACAUCAUUGCAAUCCACUGCAUUGUAUCGCCAAGAUUCAACCACGAAUUGUCCUAUAUGUAGCAGCGUUUUUCAUAGUACCGAGUCAAGUCCGCCUCUUCUUCAUCAAACCGCGCCUCUACCUGCAAUGAUCGGAGGUAUCUGGCACAGCGAAAGAUGCGAGAGCUCUGCGGGCGGCAUCUGGUCCACGCGGAAAUUCCAGAUAUACUCCGGGGAUGAACUGUGGGUCGGUCUAUGGAACUAUUACAACGACCCAAAUUGCUUGGAAUUUUUGUAUGGAGUACUCAAGUUAGGAAGUUACGUUCUGCGGGCUGAAAGGCAAGAUGAAGAACUCGAUCGAGACAUUUUUCCUGAUUACUUUCUUAAUACCACUGAAAAAUUCGUUUUUAAAAGAAGUCUCACCGACACUAGGACCAUCCCUAACGCGAAGCUUUAUCAAAAUAGCUUAUAUAAUAAGAAUGGACCGUCGACAGAUGAGAAACAAUCUAAAGAUAAAAGAGCGCAAAGACGGAAGAGAGCAAUGAGCGAUAGCGUUCAUCAGUUCUUGUACGCGCCGUCCUCUAUAAUUCAAUCGAGAUUUGCGGCGAUGAUGCGAGGUCAUCAGACAUACGAGAGCACCACCGAAAGGCCUUUCCCCCCCUCGAAGGUUCUCAUCGGUACCACGGAGCUCGAUCUGCAUGUCGUCAAGAACGUCCUGAUCCCUAGACACCCCACGAUAUCCUCUCGUUGUGAUAAGGAUCGGUUUGAUUCGCCGCUGACUACCUCAAAAAAUUGCGGUCCUCGCACCAUCGAAACGUCCCCGAUCUUGGAGUUACGAGUCAAAUUGGGCGUCAACUGGUACGGCCAGUAUAUUUUGCUGUUGGGCUCGCGAGAUGACAAUACGUGGAGUGCACCUCUACGACGAUGCUCGCAGCUUUCACCCUACAACUCUUCUCUGCGAACGUAUCUUCAAAGAAUCUUGUACAUCGGUUUAUUUUCUUCGGCAUCAACCAGCCGAAUCUCCACCUGGUUCCUCUUGUCGCAGAUUUUGCUGUGUAUAUAUUACCUUGUACGAUGACAUCUAUGUGUAUUCUGCCGUUAUCUUCACCGGAGGAACUUUUAAGUUCAAGCGCAUGGUUGCGAGAGCAGCGUUUGAUUAAGUAUGAACGGCGUUUAAACAUUCCAAAUCUCUCUUUGCUCUUGGAAGAUUCCAUAAGAUCGUAAAUUUGUAAAUAUGUAAAUAGAGAAUCGAAGAAUCGCGGCGUUAAAAUCGAUAUUUAAUACUUGCGAUAUUUAAUAGUUUCGGUGCGAUAUAUUUUGUAUGAAAAUAUGAAUAGAUUGAGAUAUGAAGAAGCGUAGCCAAAUAUUAUAUUUGAUGAAGGCAAACGAUCAAUCGUAUAUCGUAAGUUUAAAAUUAUACUUAUCUUGUUGUUAUUACAAUUGAUGUACAUAUC
Messenger RNA from Camponotus floridanus (Florida carpenter ant), 2382 nucleotides. RefSeq names its product protein APCDD1. Gene Ontology annotation, molecular function: Wnt-protein binding. The coding region runs from base 168 to 2006 and encodes 612 amino acids. Lineage: Eukaryota; Metazoa; Arthropoda; Insecta; Hymenoptera; Formicidae. Gene Ontology annotation, biological process: negative regulation of Wnt signaling pathway. The record is from RefSeq and is a predicted model, not a curated record. The transcript has 5 exons. Gene Ontology annotation, cellular component: plasma membrane.